AUGCUCUCUCUAAGAGACGGGAAUGGCGGAGUAUGGCAGUAUCCUCACCCCGGCGGCGCUUGGCCUGAACGCCGGACACUCGCCCGGACCCAAAGUGGAAGCUUUCGCCGAUGCGCUGCAGAGGGCGCGGCAGAUUGCUGCUAAAAUAGAUGCUGGGACACAUCUGAACAAUUCCACUCCUGUGGUAGAUCCUGCAGUCUAUGGCUAUGGGACUCAGAAACGGACACUCGAUGACGGGGUAGUGAACCAGCUUGGGGGAAUGGUGCAUCAAAGGACUAUAAUGUCUGAAGAGUACAAAGUGCCUGAUAAGAUGGUUGGAUUCAUAAUUGGCAGGGGAGGAGAACAGAUAUCUCGAAUACAGAUGGAAUCUGGCUGCAAAAUUCAGAUUGCGCCUGAUAGUGGAGGUCUCCCAGAAAGGUCCUGCACAUUGACAGGCUCCCCAGAGAGCAUAGAAGAAGCAAAAAGACUCCUAGGGCAGAUUGUGGAUCGGUGUCGGAACGGACCUGGCUUUCACAAUGACAUUGAUAGUUCCAACAGCGCUAUACAGGAAAUCCAAAUCCCAGCCAGCAAAGUGGGUCUUGUCAUUGGCAAAGGAGGGGAAACCAUUAAACAAUUGCAGGAAAGAACUGGUGUAAAAAUGAUAAUGAUUCAGGAUGGACCACUUCCCACAGGUGCAGACAAACCACUGAGGAUUACAGGAGAUCCUUACAAAGUACAGCAAGCAAAAGAGAUGGUCUUGGAAAUAAUCAGAGAUAAAGAUCAAGGUGACUUCAGGCGGAAUGAAUAUGGUUCCAGAAUGGGAGGAAAUAGUGUAGAUGUUGCUGUACCUAGAUUUGCUGUUGGUAUUGUAAUAGGAAGAAAUGGUGAAAUGAUAAAAAAGAUUCAAAAUGAUGCUGGUGUUAGGAUUCAGUUUAAGCCAGAUGAUGGUAUAAUGCCAGACAGAAUUGCUCAGGUGAUGGGACCUCCAGAUAGGUGUCAACAUGCUUCUCAUAUGAUUAAUGAACUUAUUCACACUGCGCAGGAAAGAGAUGGUCAAUCUGGCUUUGGCGGUCCAGGAAGAGGACGGGGUAGGGGUCGUAGUGACUGGAAUAUGGGACCUCCAGGUGGCAUGCAGGAGAUAACAUAUACAAUACCCGCUGAUAAAUGUGGCUUAGUUAUUGGAAGAGGUGGAGAGACGAUCAAAAGCAUUAACCAGCAAACAGGAGCGCAUGUAGAACUACAGAGAAACCCCCCACCAAAUUCUGAUCCUAAUAUCCGAAUAUUCAUCAUCCGUGGAGCUCUACAACAGAUCGAGCAUGCUAGACAAUUAAUAGAAGAAAAAAUCAAUGGGGGUCCAGGACCUGGUGGCCCUGGAGGAUUUAACACAAGCCCUUAUAGUCAAGGACCACCUGGACACCAUCAAAAUGGUCCUCCACAAGCCUUUAUGACACAGGGAUGGGGAAGUACGUAUCAACCUUGGCAGCAGCAAGGACAGCAGGAUCCAAGUAAAGCUGCACAGCAUUUGGGUACAGCAGCCUGGUCAGCCUACAUCUCCCAGUUUUACCAGCAGCCUAGCCAGCAACAGCAAGCAACAAUGGGGCAGAACUCGCAACAAAAUUCAGAUCAGAAUGGUGGCCAAACUGGUCAGAUGGAUUAUUCCAAAGCCUGGGAGGAUUACUACAAAAUACUUGCUCAGGCCACAGGAACUGCCCCAGGAACUCCACAGCAGAGCUCACAACCAGAUUACAGUGCAGCCUGGGCAGAGUAUUACCGACAGCAAGCAGCGUACUAUGGACAGGCCACACAGCAAGGGCAGGCCCCUGGUCAUCAGGAUCAAUAAUUUGACGUCCUUGUGGUGAGAUUUGAAUCAUUGAGUGUGGAGCCUUUUUUAAUAAAAGGUUGAAAAGAUUUAUGACGCCUUGAAGAAGAAAAACUUAUACUUUUGUUUCUGAACACUAGAAGAAAAAAAAUACUUAUUACGAUAACUUUCUAGAUUUACCAUUAAUGGAAUAAUAGUGAAGUUGAGGGGUGCAGAUGUUGUGGAUUGAACACUCGGGGACCCUUAGACCAACACCAUGGUUUGGACAGGCUAAAAUGCGAAUGGUGGUUUGUUCUGUUUUUUUUUUAAUUUUUUUUUUAAAAAGGUUACUCCCCUACAUCAGCAGCACUACAGGAUAAGUUUUUAAAGUAUAAUAGUAGUGUGGAUGUGGGGGUUCAAAGACGGUGCAUUGUUGAACUGUAUACAUCCCAACGAUAGAUGGGUAGGAAUACUGGUGCUGGUACUGCAUAUCCUGAGACUUGGCAGUGGCAACGUACAAGUCCCAGGUAUCGGUCUGGAGUUUUGUACAGUACAGACCGAAAGGUACUAACGACCACGGUAUAUAUAUAAUAUAUAUUAUAUAUAUAUAUAUAUAAAAUAUGUCUCACUUUUGUGAAACUGUGCCUCCAUCCCUAUGUGAGUGGGCACUAAAUACAAAACUGUGUUGGACUGGUAAAUUUUUGUACUGGUCCAUUAAUUCUACUGUGUGGGGAGGGAGGGGGAAAGAAGAAAAAAGAAGUUAGCACAACAGAAACUUCUUUUUAUAAGGAGUUGAAAAUGAGAACUGUGAAUAAUAAUUUAAUACUUUUUUCCAAAAUACAUGUUUUACGUAGGUGACUGUCGGCAAAGAUGAGGAUUUAAAAAAUGUAUUUAAAAAAAAAAACAAAAAAAACGAAUCUAGGCACAUUUUGUAAUUGAUGAAUGAAAAUUGAACAACAGCAGGGUGCACAUCUGUACGUGGAUGUAAUGGAAGAACACUACCGUUCGCACUGUAGUCUGCCUGCCACCCCCACUUUCCCC
This is a messenger RNA of Carcharodon carcharias (great white shark), 2818 nucleotides long. It is a transcript of the gene fubp3, whose product is annotated as far upstream element (FUSE) binding protein 3. Bases 23 to 1819 code for a protein of 598 amino acids. Lineage: Eukaryota; Metazoa; Chordata; Chondrichthyes; Lamniformes; Lamnidae. Gene Ontology annotation, cellular component: cytoplasm; nucleus. The record is from RefSeq and is a predicted model, not a curated record. Gene Ontology annotation, biological process: regulation of DNA-templated transcription. The transcript has 19 exons. Gene Ontology annotation, molecular function: mRNA binding.